AUGAACAUUAACUCAAUAGCUGAUCUGUUUAAUUUAUUGGAAUCUAACAAAUUGGGGGAGGUAGAAGAAAUAAAAAAAGUAUUCCAUGAACUUUUUUUAUAUACAAAAGACAAUUGGCUGGUAAAUGGACUUUUUGAUUAUUAUCUGUCUACAAAUUCCUUGAGAACUGUUGAAGUACUAGCUGGUAUUCGUGAUCCACAUGAUAAAUAUCUCUUAGAUCGUUUGUCAGAAGCUCUUUCUAAAACUGGAAGUAACAGCCAAAGAAUUCAGACCCUUACUUUGUUAGGUCACAUUGCCCGUCGUCAACCAACUUGGUUGUACAAACUUGCCAGUCAUACUUUAUUUCGGGAUUUACUUAAGUUACUUAAGGUGGAAGCAGAUACAUUAUCUCUUAUGAGUGCACUUCUGCUCUUGGUAAUGUUAUUACCAAUAUUACCUGCUGCUUUAGGGCCAUACCUCUCAGAAAUCUUUGAAGUGUUUGGUCGAUUGGCCUCUUAUUAUCAUCAUCAGUCAUUAUCUGUAUUUUCAUCUCCAAUGCAUUUUACUUCAACAACAAUGACAGGGACAAUAGAUAAAAAUCAUUUAUAUUUAUUACAUCUGCAAGUGGGACUAUAUAGCUUAUUCCACAGAUUAUAUGCUAUGUACCCUUGCAACUUUAUUUCAUAUUUGAAACAACAAUAUAUUCAACGAGAUCAAUUGGCCACUUUUACUCAUACAAUUAGACCAAUGUUAGAUUCAGUGCGUAUGCACCCAUUACUUGUUACUGCAUCUAAAGAUACAGAGAUUUCUGCUGCCAGAUGGAAGAAAAUGGAACAUCAUGAUGUUAUGGCAGAAUGCGGCCGUUUUACAUUGGAUAAAUGUCGAGAAGAAGUAUUUCAUACUACAAAUUCACGCUCAACGCCACCUUUAGAUUACUCUUCUGUGUGUACUCCAAUAAACAUUAGGGGAGGAAUAGCAUCAUCAGAAAUCAGUAAUAGUGAAGAUGAUACAUUUUGGUCACCGAGUAUGGCAGUACCACCACAUAGUCCUCAGUUUCCAGUCACAUCUCAUGAACAACGAUCUGCUCCUUCAACACCUAAUAACAACAGAAGUGGUACUUCACCCCCAGAAGCAGCAGUUGAAGCCACUCCUGAAACAACGCCAGUUAAGGAUUUAAGAAAGUUAUCAACAAGGCAAAUACCUACUGGUUCUGCUGCAGUUCGUGCUCUUACUGCAUUUGGUAAUGGUACAAUAGGACCAAGUUCGCGACCAUCUACACCGAUCCCCUUAAAUCCGUCUGUAUCUGGUUCCAUAAUUGGAAGUGGAGAUGCAAAUAAUGCACAUGGAUUUUUUUCGCACAAGUUAACUAAAAUUAUCACAGAUAGACAAACUGUCACCCAACAAAAGUCACUCGUCACCACAGAUGAAGAUGGAAGAUUUUCUGAAAUAGACAUGCAUCAAAAUGGAAAAAACGAUUCUUGGCAAGAAGAUCAAGAGGUUUUAGAAAUUGUAAGCUCUCAAACUGCUGAAAAAUACGAAAGUUCAAAAGACGUUGAACAACAAGAACAUCAGCAUGAAAAAAUACAACAUACUUUUGCAGAUUUAUCUCAAAAAGUUUAUCAGUUACGUUUAUGUUCACAAAGUCAAGUUUCAACGCAACAUUUGGAUUUGAACUCUCUUUACAAAAUUCGAAAAAGCAAAUCUUGCCCUGAUAUAAAAAUUCCAAAACAAAUUGGUAAUGGCAAAACAGACCCAUUAAAAAUAAUAGGGACAAAAAAAUUAGAAGAAACAGGAACACAAACAUUUAACUUGCUUCCAUAUGAAUAUUUAUUGCUAGGAAUUUUGGAUCAAAAAAGUCAAAUGAAUAUGCAAAGACGUUCCGUACAAGAUACCGAAUUUAGAGUGUCACCAACUACAAUGCUUGAUCAAUAUGUUGAAGCUUGCACUCAUUCUGGUGACAAAAUGAGGACUAACGCAAUUAAACAGAAACAAAGAAAAGAAAAUGAUGUAGAAGAUGAAGUAGGAGAAGAAGAUACUUUUGAUGUCGAAUGUGCGAGUCAGUUGUUACAGCUUAUGCAAAUGCAACUACAGUUCGAACGACAGCGUAGAGAAGUUCACGCUGAACGUAAUCGAAGGCUUCUUGGCAAAUUGAGGGAUUCGCGUGCGUUAGAAGAACAUAAUUAUGCUUUGACUGAUCGUUUGAAACUCAUGGAAAAAGAAGUAGAGGGCUUAAAAACUGAAUUAGAACGUAACAAGAGAGAAACUUGUCAAGCUGAAGACCAAUACAAAGAAACAUUGCAUCACUGGCAAGCUAAGUGUGUAGAAGAACAACGACAGAACCAGAUACUGAAGGAUCGUCUCGAAUCUGUUAAACUUGAAUUAAAGAGUGAACAAAAAAAAGUUAUAGAUUGUGAGCAGCGAAUUCGUUCCACAGAGGCUUCUCUAUUCGAUGCAGGUCAUCAACUAAGAGUAGCUUUAAAAGCUGCAAAUCGUAGUAAAGAAUUAGAAUGUACUCUUGAUACUGUACAGAAAAAAUUCCUUCUACUUGGAGAGGCACAAGCUAAAUUGCAAGAAAGUACUGGUGGUCUUUCACCAAUGACUAAACAAGAAGUAACACAAAUGCAGAAGUCAUAUGCAGAAGAAUUAACUAAUUUACGGCGACAAUUGGAAUCGCGUACAUCUCUUGUAGAAGCCUUAAAAAUACGUUUAAGUGAAUUAGAAAAUAAAGAAGCACGAAAAGAAGCGCAACUUGUAGAAUUACAACGACUUUUACAAGAAACAAAAGAUCAACACGAAGCUGAAUUGGAAGCCGUCGAAUCAAAGUAUAAAGCACAAGCUGAAAUUAACCUCUUUUUUGAGGGUCGUAUACUUGAACUUCAUGGAACUCUAGAGGCAGCAACUUGCAGUAAUACAACUGUAAACAAUUUAGCUUCUUCAGCAUCGCCUAAAGAAAGAUCGCCUCCAUUAUCGGCUAGUUUAGCUUCUUCCAGUGAGGGAAGUCUUGCCUUUAUUCAUUCAGGUACUGGAAUUAUAAUGAAUGACUGUUGUGAUACUGCAGGCGAAAUUCCUAAUCUUCAAGCUAUCGUCGAACCCGUGCCAAGCCAGGCUACUUCACCAUCUCGUCAAAAUCAACAAAUACGGAAUCCGAAACAAGACUAACGUUACGCAAAUUUGACCACCGAGUCUUUUCGCAUACAGCUAUUCUGUUUUGCACGCGUGCAACUGUUAUCCAGUGACGUGGUAUUAAAUCAGAAGAAAGUUAUUUGUAGCUUUUUAUCAACAUAUUAUGCGGAAUUCAUAAAAAUA
Eufriesea mexicana is the source of this 3285-nucleotide messenger RNA. RefSeq names its product tuberous sclerosis 1 protein hamartin (gene Tsc1). The record is from RefSeq and is a predicted model, not a curated record. The coding region runs from base 1 to 3138 and encodes 1045 amino acids. The transcript has 14 exons. Gene Ontology annotation, biological process: negative regulation of TOR signaling; negative regulation of cell population proliferation; regulation of cell cycle. Lineage: Eukaryota; Metazoa; Arthropoda; Insecta; Hymenoptera; Apidae. Gene Ontology annotation, cellular component: TSC1-TSC2 complex.